AUGUCUGUCUUCCUCCCUCUCCUCGGCGGCACGCCAGACCCUGCUCUCGUACAAGCUCUCGCUCGCAUUGGCCCCCUCGUCCUCCAGGCAGCGCAUGUUAAUGCGCACGUACUCCCUGAGCACGCCUCGCGCUAUGUCCUCUUCGAGAACGGCAGUCUAGACGAGGCGACUGCUCUACUCGAUCAGGGCGUAGACAAAAUCAUCUUGCCCCUUGCUCACGCAAAGCAAGCCAUCGGCGUCCUUCCUGCCGACCGCCUCAUCCUUCUCCUCGAUGUCGCCAACGUCAGCGCGGUGUCUGACACGGUGCGCAACGGUAUCUCAGGCGUGCUCAUCAAGACUCCAGCCGUGGACGUCGAACUCGUCUCGUCCGUCUCCCGUUUCUUCACAGGUUCCUCCAUUCAUGUCCUUCCCGCGGACACGGCCUCUCCCCCUUCGCAGUCUACAAUCCGGGGGCUUCUCGCUGCAGGGGCUAUCCUAGUGCUACCCACUUCCCUCCUCACGCUCACAGCCUCGACCGAGCGCCAGAUCAAUGUCGCUGAUGCAUUCCUGUCCCCUCUCACGUCUGACCGGCCAGAUGGUCUCUUCCCGACGGUAGUAGCCGCUCACAACGAGGGCGGGCGGUCGCUAGGCCUAGUCUAUUCAUCCGCAGAGUCGAUCAAGGAGAGCAUCGUAAUCGGCAAGGGUGUGUACCAGUCUCGCAAACACGGCCUCUGGCGCAAGGGCGAGACCUCCGGCGCGACACAGGAAGUCGUCAGCAUCCGCCUAGACUGCGACUCCGAUGCUGUUGAGUUCUCCGUUAUCCAACACGGUGCUGGGUUCUGCCACCUUAAUCGUCCAUCGUGCUUCGGUGGGGGCGAGGCAAAGGGUCUCCGAGCGCUUGAGAAUACACUACAGUCCCGCCUCGAGUCCGCACCAGAGGGGUCAUACACGCGCAGACUCUUCAAUGAUCCUGCGCUCCUCCGCGCGAAGAUCAUGGAGGAGGCGGACGAGCUGUGCCGGGCAAAGACGAAGGACGAAGUUGCCUUCGAGGCGGCGGACCUCAUCUACUUCGCCCUCACCCGGUGCGUAGCUGCAGGUGUCAGCAUCGCGGACAUCGAGCGGUCAUUAGACACGAAGGCGAAGAAGAUCACUCGUCGCGCAGGCAAUGCGAAGCCGCAGUGGACCAAGCCUGCAGAGGCUGGUGCAAUACCAAAUGGCAAACCUGCACCAGCACCAGCAAAGCAGAAGACCCCCGUUGUCCCUAAUGCAUCUAUCGCCAUGCACACAUACGACCUCUCCGCGACCUCACCUCAGGAGAGGGCCCAGCUACUCCGCCGACCCGUGCUCAAGUACGAUGAAAUGCUGCAAAAGGUCAAGCCCAUCGUCGACGACGUGCGAGUACGGGGCGACGCCGCCCUGUUCGAGCUCACCGCCAAGUUUGACAAGGUGCAGCUCUCGUCGACGGUCAUCCGCCCGCCGUUCGCCGCGGAGACGAUGCAGAUCGACGACGAGGUGCGCAAGGCGAUCGACGUCGCGUAUGCCAACAUCUACAAGUUCCACGCGGCACAGGCUGAGAACGCGCCCAUGGUUGUCGAGACCAUGCCCGGCGUGGUUUGCUCCCGCUUCGCGAAGGCGAUCGCGCGCGUCGGGCUGUACGUCCCUGGAGGCACAGCAAUUCUCCCCUCCACCGCCCUCAUGCUCGGCAUUCCUGCGCAAGUCGCGGGCUGCAAAGAAAUCGUGCUCGCAACGCCACCCCGGCAGGACGGGAGCAUCUCGCCGGAGGUCAUGUACGUUGCGAAGCUCGUCGGCGCGUCCGCCAUCCUCAAGGCCGGCGGCGCGCAGGCGGUCUCUGCACUCGCGUACGGCACGCAGACCGUCCCGAAAGUCGACAAGAUCUUUGGCCCUGGCAACCAGUGGGUGACCGCGGCGAAGCUGCUCGUCCAGAACGACACCGACGCACUCGUGUCGAUCGACAUGCCCGCGGGGCCGUCGGAAGUGCUCGUAAUCGCCGAUCGGACGUCCAACCCUGCGUUCGUGGCCGCGGACCUCCUGUCACAGGCGGAGCAUGGCGUGGACUCGCAGGUCGUCCUCGUUGCGGUCGAUCUCUCGGACGCGGAGCUUGCUGCGAUCGAGGCUGAGCUCGAUAAGCAGGCGAAGGCACUGCCGCGCGUGGACAUCGUCCGCGAGUCGAUCUCGAAGAGCAACAUCGUGAAGGUGAAGACUGUCGAGGACGCACUGAAGUUCUCGAACGAUUACGCACCGGAGCACCUCAUCAUCCACCUGGAAGAAGCCAACGCAGCCGUGGCCCUGGUUGAGAACGCCGGGAGCGUGUUCGUCGGACCAUACUCACCGGAGAGUUGCGGUGACUACGCCUCGGGCACGAACCACACGUUGCCGACGAACGGUUACGCCCGUCAAUUCAGCGGGGUCAAUACGCUCUCCUUCCAAAAGCACAUCACCUCACAAGAAGUUAGUGCAGAUGGCCUCAGAGGUCUUGGUCCCGUGGUGGCAACGCUGGCCGAUUGCGAAGGUUUGGACGCGCAUGCGAACGCAGUCCGUGUUCGUCUGCGGGCUCUGUGAGGUGCAGGGAAUCUAUAAGUGCUCUAGACGGCAAAGCGUGUAAAUU
This is a messenger RNA of Fomitopsis serialis, 2605 nucleotides long. RefSeq names its product histidine biosynthesis trifunctional-protein. Bases 1 to 2559 code for a protein of 852 amino acids. Lineage: Eukaryota; Fungi; Basidiomycota; Agaricomycetes; Polyporales; Fomitopsidaceae. Gene Ontology annotation, biological process: L-histidine biosynthetic process. Gene Ontology annotation, cellular component: cytoplasm. The transcript has 3 exons. Gene Ontology annotation, molecular function: phosphoribosyl-ATP diphosphatase activity; phosphoribosyl-AMP cyclohydrolase activity; metal ion binding. The record is from RefSeq and is a predicted model, not a curated record.